AUGCAUUCUCUUCCAUCAUCCCUCCUUCACAUUGGACCGAGUGCCUUUGGCUACUGUUAUCGUUUGAAGCAUGCAGAUUUACCAGAUGGUCUACAAACCAUUGAGAGAAAUGCCUUUAUGGACUGUCUUGCCUUGGUCACCAUUCGCAUCCCAUGGAGUGUGACGACCAUUGCCGAACAAACGUUCAAUGGAUGCAUGCUAUUGAGGUCGUUGGAAUUGCCACCAACUUUGAACACCGUUGGAUUUGGUGCCUUUCGUGAUUGUUCCUCGUUGGUCAAUAUCUGCCUGCCGACAACUGUAGAGGAAUUGCCUCGCCACUCGUUUAGCUAUUGCACUCCACUGCUGACAAAAUUUUCGUCGUCGAGCAAUCCACUACUAUUGCAGGCCCUGCAGACUCGGUUUGAUGAGUUACCGCUUCACAAGCUCUGUUACUAUCAGUCUUAUUACUACUUCAAUGAAGAAGAAUCGUCAUCGAGGGAUGAUUUGCUGUCAGAGCUACAAGAGAUUCUGCGCAAGGAUGAUGAAGAUUCCUCAGGUGACGACACGAGCUGUCUGCUGAAAAAGGAUGCAUUGGGCAUGAAUCCGUUCCAUGUACUGGCAUUGUCGGCUCGUCCCAACAAAGAUCUUUUAAGUGUCCUUCUCAACCAUGCUCAGAGAAGAUUUACAUUUACUAGUAGUGGCAAUGCCGUGUCAGAAGAUGUGUUGGCAAAGACAGAUGACAGCGGCAAUGAUCUGCUGACAUAUGCAUGCCGGAACAUGUCGCCUGGGUCAGGUGAACAAAUUGCACGAUUUCUCAAGGUCGUCCAUGCCAAGUCCAUUGCCCAAUUGGGAUGUCAUAAGUGGAGGUCCAAGAUUCAUUCGGAAAUUGAUGGCCGCUUUGUUGGGGAUGAACUUUUGAGUGGUGGCGGCGAGGAAAACAAUUCGGAUACCACCUUUGCAAGCCGACAGCGCAGGACAAAACAAGUCGAUAUCGAGUUGGAUGCCUUUGCCUGGUGCAAGGCACUGGAGAACCAUGCAGAUUUACCAGAUGGUCUACAAACCAUUGAGAGAAAUGCCUUUAUGGACUGUCUUGCCUUGGUCACCAUUCGCAUCCCAUGGAGUGUGACGACCAUUGCCGAACAAACGUUCAAUGGAUGCAUGCUAUUGAGGUCGUUGGAAUUGCCACCAACUUUGAACACCGUUGGAUUUGGUGCCUUUCGUGAUUGUUCCUCGUUGGUCAAUAUCUGCCUGCCGACAACUGUAGAGGAAUUGCCUCGCCACUCGUUUAGCUAUUGCACUCCACUGCUGACAAAAUUUUCGUCGUCGAGCAAUCCACUACUAUUGCAGGCCCUGCAGACUCGGUUUGAUGAGUUACCGCUUCACAAGCUCUGUUACUAUCAGUCUUAUUACUACUUCAAUGAAGAAGAAUCGUCAUCGAGGGAUGAUUUGCUGUCAGAGCUACAAGAGAUUCUGCGCAAGGAUGAUGAAGAUUCCUCAGGUGACGACACGAGCUGUCUGCUGAAAAAGGAUGCAUUGGGCAUGAAUCCGUUCCAUGUACUGGCAUUGUCGGCUCGUCCCAACAAAGAUCUUUUAAGUGUCCUUCUCAACCAUGCUCAGAGAAGAUUUACAUUUACUAGUAGUGGCAAUGCCGUGUCAGAAGAUGUGUUGGCAAAGACAGAUGACAGCGGCAAUGAUCUGCUGACAUAUGCAUGCCGGAACAUGUCGCCUGGGUCAGGUGAACAAAUUGCACGAUUUCUCAAGGUCGUCCAUGCCAAGUCCAUUGCCCAAUUGGGAUGUCAUAAGUGGAGGUCCAAGAUUCAUUCGGAAAUUGAUGGCCGCUUUGUUGGGGAUGAACUUUUGAGUGGUGGCGGCGAGGAAAACAAUUCGGAUACCACCUUUGCAAGCCGACAGCGCAGGACAAAACAAGUCGAUAAAAUCAUACACAGAUACAUCAUGAAGGAACGUGUAGCAUUGCUUGAGCUUGCAAUUUGGGAUCAAAGCCUAUCACGAUGUGUUUUUGAAAAGACAAUAACUAAUCCACGAGGCAGAGAAGAUUGCCGAACGGCCAGUCGUUCCAAUGUCAUUGUUUCGAGAGUGGUCGACUUUCUGUAUCCUUCAUUAGAAUAG
Molecule: messenger RNA, 2106 nt
Organism: Cylindrotheca closterium
Lineage: Eukaryota; Bacillariophyta; Bacillariophyceae; Bacillariales; Bacillariaceae
Source: the annotation of a GenBank genome assembly